AUGGCGUACCCUCGACAUAUUGACGGCACCGUCUUCGUCAGACAGGGCUCACCACUCCUCCAUGGGCGUCAAUCCCAUUCCUGGCAUGAAAAACCGGCCGGACCACAACGGACAUUGUCUCAUCCUGCCAUAAGUCUGCACCAAGGACGCGCAGACCGAUCCUCUUCGGAGCCCCUGCCCUCAACCGGACCAGAGCCGACUUUCAGCUUCCAGUUAGCCUUACCUCAGUUUUAUGUGCCAUAUAGAUGGUGGGAAGAUGGGGCUUCUAUGAUUCUUUGGGCUUUUGACCAUCAGGAUAUCAAGAGGCUCCUCCGGUUCCGGUUGUACGAAAACGACGAGCUUCCUCGUUAUGUGUUACAGAACCGCAAUGCUGACGUAGUCUCUGGGUUCCUUGCAUCUUUACUUCCGCCCGAACAAGGGAUGUUUACCUUGGAUCUACCCCAUCACCACAAGGUUGAGGAAAUAUUGGAACUAUGCCAGCUAAGGAAUCCCCCUGUGGAAGCAUGGAGAUGGCAUCCAAACUAUUCAUAUAACGCCGAACCAAGGACUAUUGCCUCUUAUAUCGACGCCGAGAGUUCACAGCAGUUCAAAGCAGUUCCAUUCGAGGACUGGAUCCGUUAUGCCCUAGGAUAUCCCACAGCGUCUAUUCAAUGGUUCUUUUCCCAGCACAAACAACUACAUGAUAUAGUGUCAGCGCAUCUAGACCUUUUCCCUGGAGAGUUCGAUACCUACGUCGAGGUCGAGAGAUACCUUCGAGAAGGCUCCCCGUUUGCCCAAUAUGUCCUUCUACAGUGCCUCAGUGUUAGAGGCUUGCUGAACAGUGAAGUUCCCGAUCAAUCCAAUCAAUGGGUUGUAGGGUCUAUCAUCCGCCCUAUCCAAGAACUAUUCAAGGCCCAUUUAACCGGAUUACCCUCGAUGCUGAAAAAGCUAUCAGUACUCUCACUCAGCUUCGAACGCAAGUACCGUGCGGCCGCCGAAAUAGAUUGGAGCUCUCCGUUCGAAGCGAACCCAGCAUAUCUUAAUGACUUCUUUGCCUUCAGGGAGGUUGAGCCUUUGGCUAGGAAGCUCACUCAUAUUGAUACACGAGAAUUCUCCUUUCUUUCGCCCCAAGACUUUGUCGAAGAUACUACAACAUUGCGAUCUUUGUCUAGCAGAUGGCAUCUACUUUGUUCUUCUACCGAAGAAUGUUGCCUGGCACUUCCGGAAAUGGCCAUUUUCUUCAAAAGCUGCAUUGCCAUCUUACAUCGACUGAAAAAUUAUUACUCAGCUACCGCCAUACUUUACGGACUUCAGAAAGCCAUCAUGAAUCUUUUCGACUUAUUUUUGGAGCCAAGCAAUGAACUGGAACAGUCUCUCAAGCAAUCCUCAACCCACUGCUUUGAGUUAAUGGAUUCAGCUGGCAACUACUCCUUGUACAGGGACGCUAUGCAAAAGAGGCCCGGGAUCCCUUUCUUGCUCCCGCAUAUUGUGGAAUACCAAUCAAAGGGAGAAGAUGCAGUUGCUGGCAUGUUCCCUCUCCCCAUACAUUGA
Molecule: messenger RNA, 1530 nt
Organism: Arthroderma uncinatum
Lineage: Eukaryota; Fungi; Ascomycota; Eurotiomycetes; Onygenales; Arthrodermataceae
Exons: 3
Coding region: 1-1530 (509 amino acids)
Biological process (GO): small GTPase-mediated signal transduction
Molecular function (GO): guanyl-nucleotide exchange factor activity
Source: RefSeq, a predicted model, not a curated record